GACAGUUAUAUCAUCUUCUCUUAUCUCUUACACUAAGUAAAACCAUACUGCAUCCAUGUUCUCAAUCAAAAUUCUACAUUCUGUCUCUAAAAUCCUCUUGUCUUUCACUCUUCUGUGCACGUGCAUCGCCAUUGCCGACGAUGCUGCGUUUAUGUCCAAGCUCGCCAAAGCCUUGAGUCCCACGCCGUCGGGGUGGUCGGGGACCAGCUUCUGUGAGUGGAAGGGCGUCAGGUGCACCACUAACGGCGUCUCCUCAAUCAACAUCGCUUCACAGUCGCUCACCGGAACGCUACCUCCGGAUCUCAACUCCCUCUCCCAACUCACCUCGCUCUCUCUCCAGGGCAACGCGCUCUCCGGCGCGUUGCCUUCCCUUGCCAACCUCUCCAUGCUGGAAACCGUGUUCCUCGAAGGCAACAUAUUCUCCUCCAUUCCCGAUGGUUGCUUCCAGGGUCUCCUUAGCUUACAGAGCCUCAGCAUGGCAGACAACUUCAACCUCGCUCCAUGGAGGAUUCCCGCGGAGUUGACUCAGUCCACCAACCUCGUCAUACUCGACCUCGGAAACACAAACCUCAUUGGUACCUUGCCUGACGUGUUUGACUCCCUUGUGAGUUUGCGGGAGCUUCGUCUCUCUUACAACAACCUCACUGGGGGUUUGCCAAAGACCUUCGCGGUAUCUGGGAUCCAGAAUCUGUGGCUCAACAAUCAGAAAGACGGGUUCGGGUUUUCGGGUACCAUUGAGGUGCUUGCUUCCAUGACCCGUUUGUCUCGGGUGUGGCUUUUUAAGAACCUUUUCACGGGUCCCAUUCCGGAUUUGUCAAAUUGCACCGCUUUGUUUGAUCUGCAGCUAAGUGACAACCAGUUAACCGGUGUGGUUCCGCCUUCUCUCAUGUCCCUUUCUAGUUUGCUGAAAGUUUCUUUAGACAACAAUGUGCUUCAGGGUCCGGUUCCUUCUUUUGGGAAAGGUGUGAAGGUCACUCUUGAUGGGGUGAAUAGUUUUUGUAGGAAAGACUCUGGACCUUGCGAUUCUCGAGUAACGACUUUGCUUGAUAUUGCUAAAGAUUUUGGUUAUCCCCUUCAGUUGGCACGUUCUUGGUCCGGGAAUGAUCCUUGUGGGGAUUGGAGUUUUGUUGUGUGUGCUACGGGAAAGAUUGUUACUAUGAAUUUGGCGAAGCAGAAUUUGACGGGAACGAUAUCACCUGCAUUUGCCAAUUUAACUGAUUUGAAAAACCUGUAUCUCAAUGACAAUCAUUUAGGAGGAUCAAUACCUGGAGACUUGGUUAAUUUAGCUCAGCUUAGGAUUCUAGAUGUGUCUAACAACAAUCUAUCUGGUGAUGUUCCAAAGUUCCCAACCAAGGUGAAGUUCAAUAAUGCAGGUAAUCUUCUGCUUGGGCAUUCUCGAGGUGGUGGUGGUAGUGACACCACUCCGUCAAGCGGUUCUAGUGAUGCACCAACCGAAAGUCCAAAUACAGCAUCAGGUGGUUUCUCACUCUCUUCUGCUUGGAUCGCAGGUAUUGUGGUUAUUGGUGUGUUUUUUGUCUCGAUGGUUGUGGUUGUCUUUUGCACGUGUCAUACCAUAAACUGGCAUUGGACAUUGGAAAAGGUUAAGAAUCUAGAAAACGAAAAGAAAGUUGUUCUCAUUGAGGGUCAAAGUGUUAUCAUGUCAAUUCAAUUUCUUUGUCAAGUAACAAAUAAUUUUAGUGAAAAAAACAUUUUGGGUAGGGGGGGAUUUGGCAGAGGGGAUUUGGAUGAUGGAACUAAAAUUGCUGUGAAGAGGAUGGAAUAUGGUUCUUGUAUAAGAGGAAGUAAGGAAAUGAAUGAAUUAGAAGCAGAAAUUGGAGUGAGGCACAGGCACUUGGUGGCUUUUUUAGGACAUUGCAUUGAAGGCGAAGAAAAACUUUUGGUGUAUGAGUAUAUGCCUCAAGGGACAUUAACUCAACAUUUGUUCUUGUGGCAUGAAAAUGGUAGCGUUGAGUAUAUGCCUCAAGGGACAUUAACUCAACAUUUUUUCUUGUGGCGUGAAAAUGGUAGUGUUCCUUUGACUUGGAAACAAAGGGUAACAAUAGCUUUGGAUGUAGCACGAGGAGUGGAAUAUUUGCACCGCCUAGCUCAACAAAGCUUCAUUCACAGAGACUUAAAACCCUCAAACAUACUUUUGGGAGAUGAGAUGAGAGCCAAGAUUACAGAUUUUGGUUUGGUUAAAAUUAUUGCACCAGAAGGGAAUGAUUCUGUGUGGACACGAGUGGCGGGAACAUUUGGAUAUCUAGAACCUGAAUAUGCAGCUACGGGAAGAGUAACGAGGAGAGUGGACGUGUACGCAUUUGGAGUAGUUUUGAUGGAACUAAUUAGCGGUAGAAAGGCAUUGGACAGUAGUUUGCCAGAAGAAAUGCCUCAUUUGGUUUCAUGGUUCUGUAGGAUUGUAGACAACAUGAAAAACAUCUCACUGGUAACUGAUGAAAGUCUGAACCUUGACGAUGAAAACAUGGAGAGCAUAUGUAAAGUGGCUGAGCUGGCAGCUCAUUGCACUUCUCCUGAACCUCAUAAAAGGCCUGAUAUAUGGCAUGCAGUGAAUGUCUUGGUUCCUUUAGUGGAGCAAUGGAACCCCGCCUGUAUCCAUGAACAACAUGAAGAAAAAUAUUGUGAUGUGAUUUAUGAAGGACAUUAUGAUAUGUCCUUCUCGGAAAUUCUCUCCGGCCGUUAGAUAUGUCUUCAAUUUUAUUUAUGUUAAUGGAUUCAUCAUUCAUUGAAAUCGUGUGAAUAUGAGAAAAGAAGUUCCACAAACACGGUGUUGACCAAUUUUAAAUUUGAUAAGUAAGCGAGUUUGUUCA
Vigna angularis (adzuki bean) is the source of this 2825-nucleotide messenger RNA. RefSeq names its product receptor-like kinase TMK4. The record is from RefSeq and is a predicted model, not a curated record. Gene Ontology annotation, molecular function: protein kinase activity; ATP binding; protein binding. NCBI's taxonomy places the organism in Eukaryota, Viridiplantae, Streptophyta, Magnoliopsida, Fabales, Fabaceae. Gene Ontology annotation, biological process: protein phosphorylation.